Phyllopteryx taeniolatus (common seadragon) is the source of this 3837-nucleotide messenger RNA. RefSeq lists its product as uncharacterized. NCBI's taxonomy places the organism in Eukaryota, Metazoa, Chordata, Actinopteri, Syngnathiformes, Syngnathidae. The transcript is spliced from 23 exons. The record is from RefSeq and is a predicted model, not a curated record. The coding region runs from base 140 to 2662 and encodes 840 amino acids. Gene Ontology annotation, molecular function: calcium ion binding.
GACGAGCGGGAGGUGGAGAAAAAAAAAAAAAAAAAAAAAGGAAAAAAGUUCUGUCUCGGGUCCACACGAGAAGGCAGCGAUUUGACGUCACUAAACCACCUUUUAUGCUCUUUUAAACACGUUUAACCGGAAUCAAGACAUGUCUCAUCUCUGCAGCUUCCUGUCAGCCCUGCUGCUGGUCACCGCAGCGGCCGAACCACAGAAUAGCCGUGAGGGAGAUGAAAAUGAAGACGUAAAUGGCACGCAGGCAGACCUCAUCAAGGACCAGAUAAAGAAUCUAAUUGAAAACAGAUCCACUCCAAGUCUCACGCCUACUAUGGCCACUUCUCUCAAGACUACCGCUCCAAGGCAAGCAUCAACUACCGCUCUCAGCCAAGUGACCACUCUAAGCCAAGCGUCCAGUACUGCUCCUAGCCAAGCACCCACUACCGCUACCCACCAAGUGUCCAGUCUUCCUCCUCAGUGUCCCGGCAACCAGGUGAUGGUGGAGGGCAGCUCGGAUUGCGGCUGCCCGUCCGACUUGAUUAAGGCUGGAGACUUCUGCACAUGCCCGCUUGGCUUCAAUCUUGAAGGAGCAACAGGGUGUAAAGAUGUCGAUGAGUGCUCAGAAGAGGCGCCAUGCGGACCUCACGCAAACUGCAACAACAUCCCAGGCUCGUACUCGUGCCGAUGUCACCAUGGUUACCUGAAGGGCGCAGGAGGGUGCCAGGAUGUCGACGAGUGCACUUUGGCCGAGGUGACGGGCCUUCAAGCUUGCGAUGGGAAUGCAGAGUGCACAAACACCCUGGGCUCCUUCAGCUGCUCCUGCCCUGCGGGUUAUGUCAUGGCUCCGAAUGGACAAAACUGUGACGACGUGGACGAGUGCAGCUUUGAAGAUCUGUGUCGCCGUGAGCUGGGAAACGUGUGCGCGAACACACCUGGGAGCUUUGUGUGCCAGUGCCCGACUGGGUUCAGAGCAGAGGCCGCUGCCUGUGUGGGUGCUGUGUGUCCAAACUUCACCAUGUGUCAAGAUGUGGACGAAUGCUCGGAGAGUCCCGCGCUGUGUGAUGGCCGGGGUGUGUGUGAGAACACGCUGGGCAGCUACAAGUGUGUGUGCCCACCAGGUUACCGGGGAAACGGCACACACUGUGAAGAUACGAACGAGUGCGCAUCGGGCGCUCACGGCUGUGACGUCAACGCUCGCUGCGGCAACAUCAUUGGCUCCUACUUUUGCCAGUGCUACCAGGGUUUCAAUGGAGAUGGGCAUUCUUGUUUUGACAUUGACGAGUGCGCUGUGAACAACGGACACUGUGAUCACAUCUGUACCAACGAACCAGGAGGCUACAGUUGCCAGUGUGCCUCUGGCUACCAACCGAACCAAGAUGGACAAGGAUGCGCAGACGUGAACGAGUGUUUGUCCCUGAAUGGAAGCUGUGCGCACCUCUGCGUCAACACUCUGGGAUCCUUCCAGUGCUCGUGCCGGCCCGGCUAUCAGCUCCACAUCGACGCCCACACCUGCGUGGACAUCGACGAAUGUAAACUUCAGAACGGCGGCUGCUCGCACACCUGCACCAAUUCCCCAGGGGGACACAACUGCCACUGCCCGCCUCCUCUGCUACUCAACACUGACGAUCUCACCUGCAGCAAUGUAACAUCUUGUAAACUGAGAAAUGGCGGUUGCGACCACGUAUGCGUUACGAGGGCCGAGGGCCACGUGCAGUGUAGCUGCCGCACUGGCUGGAAGCUCAGCGAGGAUCUGAGAAGCUGCGAGGAUGCGGACGAGUGCGGAGACUUUACGAAUGGAGGCUGCGAGCAGUUGUGCGAGAAUCACCCUGGCGCCUUCAACUGUACCUGCAGAGAAGGCUAUCAAGUGCAAACGGACGACCCCACCAAAUGCCGGCCUGUGUGUGACCCCCCGUGUCGGAACUACGGCUCGUGUGUGGCGCCAAACAUCUGCGACUGUCCUCCGGGCUACCCUGGCCUCGGCUGCUCAGCCAUGUGCUCCCCACCUUGUGCACAUGGCGGUACGUGUAUGCGCUGGAACAAAUGUUUAUGUCCUUCUGGCUGGACUGGAGAAGGCUGCCACUCAGCCGUGUGCGAGCUGCCGUGCGCUAAUGGCGGUCGUUGUGUGGGUCCCGAUACCUGCCAGUGUCCCUCAGACUACACAGGUCCCCAGUGUCUUUUGCCCUUGUGCACACCCGCCUGUCAAAAUGGUGGCCGAUGUGUUGACGUCAAUAAGUGCACAUGUGUUGGUGGAUGGCAAGGAGCUCGUUGCCAGAUAGAGCCUGUUCAGUGUCAGAAGACUUGUAAAAACGGCGGCGUGUGCGCAGGCCUCAACAGGUGUCGCUGUGCCAAAGGAUUCACUGGACGUCUUUGUGAAACAGCCGUGACCACCCCGUGUGUGCCUCCCUGCCGGCACGGAGCCACCUGCAGUCCUCACAACACUUGCACCUGUCCUGAGGGCACCGCGGGCCUCCGCUGCGAGAGACUGACAUGCCCAGUGGUCACCACUGUGGUCAGCAUGGCUCGAGCGAUGAGAAAAGCGUUUAGGGAAAGUUACGUCGACCGUUGUGGACCCUUGGGGAUUCAGCUUUGCACCAAAUACAGGAUGAAUCAGGCACGCGUGUACCUGCAAGCCUACAGGGUGGGCUACAAAAUCCAGUGUCCAGAGAGGAGAGGCUGACGAUGGACUGUUUGUAAUAAACAUUUCAAAAAUCACAUUUCAGUCAAUGCUGAAGGAGGCAACUGCUGUGAUGACUAUAGUUUGCUUAAAUGUUGAAAUGAGACAGGAUAUGGCUUAAUACUACUGUACAAGACAAGUUGAUAGUUAUCUUGGUUUCCAUUUCAUAUUGUUUUCCUUGAAAGUAAAUUGUACAAUGGACUAUUAUGAUUUUUUUUUUUCUUACAGCGGAUUAAAGUUUUUUUUUUUUAAUGACUUAAUAGCUGCACUGUCCACACUGACUUGCAGGGUAGUAUCAAACCUGUGUGUUUUACACCUGAUUCUGACGCAAUAUGACCAAAUUAUAUGUACGUAUGAAAUCAUUAUCGCUAGAACGUAGCAACACAGAUUAUUACAUUGCAACCCAGUGAAGAUAUUACCGCCUAGUUCCCCUGUUUAACAAUGGCCACAUACUACCAAAGUGAGAGAAACUGCAGUAUAAUAUGUCCAUCUAAAUUGGAGGGAAGUAUAAAUUUAUUGUAUUGGGUCACUGACGGUGCAGGCAGAAUCAGUUCAGUUACCACUUAAUGACGGUUUGAGUGUUAUUGAUUGUCUGUUUUUAUAUGCGACCUGUGAUUGACUGGCGACCAGUCCUGGGCGUUCCCCGUCUCAAAAAGUCUCUCAGAUGUCUUUGGGAGAGUCAGCUGGGAUAUGACCCAGAUCUAGAUAAGGAGUUGUUUGUCUAUAUUGUAUGUGCUCUGCGAUUGGCUGGCGACCAUUCCACAAAUGGAAAAACGCAAUCAUUUUAAAAGUACAAUAUAGAAUUGCUUUCCUACUUUUUGGUCAAGCCUACGCUUUGUGAAAUACUUCAAAAAUGCAUAGCGCCAUCUCAUAAUAUCUAGCAUUUGUCAAAUGAAAAGUAUGCGACCAUGAAUAAAGGUAAACAGCCGUGAAUCCUCUGGAAGAUUUUGUGCACCACACGUAAUGAUGCCAACCCGUUGUGUUGUUUAGCUUUUUUAUACAACCCCCAAGUGGCCAAAAUACAUUAAAUUUAAGCGUCUUGUCUUUAUUUGUGUAGUACCGUUUUGAGCCACACGAUGGUGGUGAAGGAACGCGUAACAUUGCGCAGUUUAGUUCCGCUUUGGACCUACCAAACUUAAAAAACCUGGUCGUAUCUUAAGAAACUAACCCGAAUUUUU